Poecilia reticulata (guppy) is the source of this 2655-nucleotide messenger RNA. It is a transcript of the gene septin10, whose product is annotated as septin 10. Gene Ontology annotation, molecular function: GTP binding. NCBI's taxonomy places the organism in Eukaryota, Metazoa, Chordata, Actinopteri, Cyprinodontiformes, Poeciliidae. The record is from RefSeq and is a predicted model, not a curated record.
GAUUGGUCUCGUCUGUCUAGUUGUCGAGUGUAGUCGGUCCUGGAAAAGAAUCUGAGGGGUUGAAAAGUUGCUUUGUUUUAGUUUUGUUGAAAUAAUUGUGAGUUUGCUCAGGCUGUUUAAGUUCUGCUAAAAUUAUGGCUUCCUCGGACGUAGCUCGACAGCUGGAUAAAGGAGCCCGGCCCUUGUCCCUAGCUGGCCAUGUCGGCUUUGACAGUCUCCCAGAUCAGCUUGUCAACAAGUCCAUCAGUCAGGGCUUCUGCUUCAAUAUUCUCUGCAUCGGUGAGACUGGUAUCGGCAAGUCGACACUGAUGGACACACUGUUUAACACCAACUUUGAGAACUUUGAGUCGUCCCACUUUGAACCUCAGGUGAAGCUGCGGGCUCAGACCUACGACCUCCAGGAGAGCAACGUCAGGCUCCGUCUCACUGUGGUCAACACCGUCGGCUUUGGGGACCAAAUGAACAAACAAGAAAGCUAUCAGCCGGUGGUGGAUUACAUUGAUAAACAAUUUGAGACUUACCUUCAGGAGGAGCUGAAAAUCAAGCGCUCUUUGCACAACUACCAUGACUCACGAGUGCAUGCCUGCCUGUACUUCAUCUCCCCCUCUGGUCAUUCGCUCAAAUCCCUGGAUCUCGUUACAAUGAAGAAGCUGGACAGCAAGGUGAACAUAAUUCCAGUCAUUGCCAAGGCGGACACUAUCAGUAAGAGCGAGCUGCACAAGUUCAAGAUCAAAAUCAUGAGCGAACUGGUCAGCAACGGAGUUCAGAUCUACCAGUUCCCGCUUGACGAUGAGACCGUGGCAAAGGUCAACACCACUAUGAACGGCCAUCUCCCAUUUGCUGUCGUGGGCAGCACAGAGGAAGUGUGUGUUGGCAAUAAGAUGGUGAAAGCUCGCCAGUAUCCAUGGGGCGUUGUUCAAGUGGAAAACGAGCACCAUUGUGACUUUGUGAAACUGAGGGAGAUGCUYAUUUGUGUAAACAUGGAAGACUUGAGGGAGCAAACCCACACACGCCAUUAUGAGCUUUACCGGCGCUGCAAAUUAGAGGAGAUGGGAUUUAAGGACACGGACCCGGAGUGCAAACCUGUCAGUUUACAGCAGACGUAUGAGGUCAAGCGUCAGGAGUUCCUGGCUGAGCUGCAGAAGAGGGAGGACGAGAUGAGGCAAGUUUUUGUGCAGAGGGUGAAGGAGAAGGAAGCGGAGCUGAAGGAGGCUGAGAGGCAGCUGCAGGGUCGUUUUGAGCAGCUGAAGAGUCGGCAUGCGGAGGAGAAAGCAGCUCUCGAGGAGAAGAAGCGUCUUCUGGACAACGACCUGACUUCUUUCGGGAAUAGAAAAACUGCGGCUGCGCUGCUUCAGCCCCCGGGCUUCACGGUCAACGGGAAGAAGGACAAGGACCGGAAGAAUUCUGGCUUCAUGUGAAGACGUAAGGGGUCCGAAGUGCACAUCAUUAUGACCAGUGUAACCAGUGGCCUUUUGUCCACAUUCUUUUAAGCCAGUCCACGACACUAAUGAGAAAAACACAGCACCCACAGCUGUACCAUGUAUUAGCUUGAGCUGCCAAAGUUUAAACACAGUUUCCAAAAACCUAUGUACACUAUCUUCUGAGGUAUUUGUAAUCUCUUUUAAGUUUCUUCUGGGGGGGUGGGGAGGGGUUGUUUGUAUUGUUUUGUUUUUGUAUUUAUCCUCUUUUUUUUUUUUUUUUUGGCCAGGCUAAAUAAAAACCAUUUCAAAUGCUGUUUACAAAUCACUUAGACUGGUACAAAAAUUCAUUUUUGGUAUUUUUUUUCUACUUAAGUUGCUUAUUUUCCCUCUUUUGUCCCUUUGUGUCCUUUUCAGACUUUCUAGAGUUCUUCCCUUGUCAGUACGUUAACACUCCAGCUAACAGGUCAUUUUUCUUUGUUUUUGAUUUUUUUUUUUUUUUAUAUGUAUGCAACAAUUUUAAUGUAAGCUGGAAACAUCAUACAUGUCUUGCUGAAUUAGAUUUCCCCAUAAUCUUUGAAAUAUGUCUUUAAAUAGUUUAAACUUCGAUACCUUUUCUCAGAUAUUUUACUACAUUCAUCUUUAAAAAUGAGGUCAAAGGGCAUUCAUUAUGUUUGUUUGUUUUUUCCUUUGAGUUUUUUGUUUGUCCUCCUGUAGUUGUUUCCAAAGGGAAAUGGUUGCUCCUGACUUUUCUCCAUUUCUGUGCAUUUAGAGAUACUAAGAUUUUCUGAAACUAGGAUUGCUAAAGUUUAUUUUUUGAUUUGGAAUAUAUUACAGGAUCUAUUUAUGAACAUAUUUCUUUCACUCCCUUUUUUCACUGCCACAAACAGUGGAUUUUUGCUGCAAAUCAUGAGUAAACUAUGCAUUAUAUUGUAUCAAUGUUAAGGGAGCAAACCUAAUAGAAGGAAUGCGCUUUUCCUUUUUAUCCAUAUUUUCAUUUUACGUUGUACUGUAAAUCUAAAACGGAACACUGUGGUGCUGGUUUGACUCACUUUUACUGACACCUUUUCUGACAAUUGUACUUACAAAUAUUAGUGCCUUAAGUGUAUGAAACUUAGACGUACACUACCCACACACUGCCACAAACAUCAGUUUACUACAUUUGUUUUUACGGAGUAAACGGUAUUAUUUGGAAUCUUUUUUGCUUUUUAAAUAAAUCCUUGUAUUUUUGUCAUGA